GCAAGCCGAGGUCGUCGACCGCGCUUUCCAACCGAGUUUCAAGUCGGCCGAAGAUGCAUGUUGUCGCUUCCUCUUGUAGUUGUUCCUCAUACGAUUGCCACCCCCUGACCUGCACCCAUGGAUGUAGACGAGCAGCACGUGCAGACCCUGCUGGCGAUGGGCUUUCCCGACGUGGCCGCCAUCCGCAAGGCGCUCAGGCUCGGCAAGAACGACGUGAACGAGGCGGUCGCCAUCCUGACCAGCGAGCAGCCCGGUGCCGAUUUCGAGUCGGUGGAGAUGACCGACGUCAGCGGGCAGACGGCCGAUCAGGCGCCCCCUAGCUAUGAUGAAGUCAGCAGCAGAGAGCAGGGUGAGGGUGAGGGAGAGAACCUGGAGUUUCCUGCAGGUAACCUGUACGAGCUGGAGAGUCGAACCUUCACCAACUCCUGGUCUAUCCCCUACCGCAGACAUGAGUCACUCGGCAGGUGUCUGCUGGCUGCUACAAGGCUUGCUAAGGAAGGGCUUGCAGAAGCAGAUGAGAACUGCAGAAGGUUCAUGGAUGGAGUUCUUCCUGAUGCAUUUAACAAGCUCCUGACAUCGUCUUACGUGACCACCUGGAAGGGAGAGAUCCAGGAAGGUAUCUACACCAUGAGUCAGUUACUGGUGGACCUGGUCGCCGCUCGACUCAAACAUCCACCCCUACCUGUCAAUCUACUGUAUCUACUCAGCACUGUCUUUGAUCCGGAUGUAAACUUCCAUGUGAAGAACCGCAGCCGUCCCGCGGAGCGCUUGCACUGGGACUCGGUGUUCGGGGAGGGUAAAACCUACGCCAUCAGCCCAGCCUACGCGACCGGCUGCGACCCCUGCGGCUGGCUCGUCAACCUGGUCAACAGGUGGGGAGAGAAAGACGGCUUCACCCAGCUGUUCGGAGAUGAGAGCCAGGUCCUGUGCUGGAGUGAGGAGGAACUGGCUGCAGCCUUGAGGCCUGUAGCCUGCGCUGCCCCCUACCUGAAUCACAAUGUACUGCAACCACUGCUGAAGCCACCCAUGGAGUUGGCACAUACGAAACUGCAAAGUCUUCUAACAGAUGACCUGAGGAGUAAAGACCUUGGCGGCAGCUGGUCCCUGCUGAUGUGCAUGCGGCAGCUGGUGUACCACCUGUGGGUGGAUCAGGUGGAGGCUGUCAACCAGCUCACCCUCAAGGUGCUGAUCACCUGCCUGAAGUCGCAGCACUACGGCCCCAAGAUGGCGGCACUGCGGCAGCUGGGUGAGCUGAUCGAACAGAGCAGCGGAAACAACGGUCGGGCAGGGCUGGACCAGAGGCACCUGCUCUGCUGGCUACAGGAGAACAGUGUGCUGAAAUAUGCACUGGAGGGGAGCAUACAUCAGGCACAGUAUGCUGACCGAGUCAAGAAACUUCUCCAGUUCUUAGCUCCAAACCUGGCCAAGAAGGAAAUCUCCAAUAUCUGGAAGAUGCAGGAGAACCAGCCCAUAGUUGUUGCAGAGAACAUCCAUGGCCUGCUGGUCCACGCUGCUGAACAGUUCGACGAGGAACAGCUGGAACACCUGUUCCGCCUCAUCCAGACUUCCUGGUCCAACAGCACACAUGCGACCCAGGAGCUGUUGCUGCAGCUGAUGGGUCAGCUGGCCUGCAGUACGCAGCAGUCUGGCAUCAUCCACCACGUGCUGUCCAUGCUGUGGGACAUGGCACAUCUUCCCGCCCUGCCCCGGCCCCUGCUGCACCAGGCUCUCAACCAGCACUCUACUAUACUGUUCAACACAUCACAGAUAACUACUGCUACCAGGAAAGAGUGGGUUCUGCAGUGUGUACAUGAGGUAAAGAGUGCAAGGUUUGUGGUGCCGGCCUUACAACACAUCAUGAACAUCCUCCGUAACAUGCUCAACAACAUGCCACAGAAACUCAUGCGCAGCUUUAUACAGGACAUGAAUCGGACCCAGGACUUGGUGAAGGUGUUGAUAACCAGUCUGAUCACCAUCCACAAGACAGCCAAGAGCUCAGCUGACAACAUGCAGGCCCCUGCCCUGGUUGACAGUAAGUUCGGUCUAGAUGAGUGUGUCCAGACCCACCUGAGCAUGAUUGGAGUAGUACUGGAGGACGGGGAACUGUUCCUGCCGUGGCACCGUCUGCGUGACCUGUGGGACUGUCUGGUGUCCGGCCCCGCCAGCCAAGAGGAGAGGGAGCUCUGCUGGAGAUGGCUGCAGGGGAGGCUUAACGACCUCGAGCCGGAACCUCAGAUGAACUUAUUGAAGGAGAGAUUGUUCAAAGUACCUCCUACUCAGCUGACCACCACAGGCUUCCAGUGUUUCCAGUCCUUUUUUGAAAGUGUGAAUGAAGAGCAACAUGGGCUGAGAAAACUUGUUUCCAUCCUGCAAGUGGAGAAGUCGGAUCUCCUGGGGCUGGACUAUGUGUGGAGGGUUGGGCUGGAGAGUGUGCAGGAUGAGGUGGCAGACCUGGCCAUCAGUAUGCUCAUCAGAUACUCCUACACAAACCUCGCUCCCAAGCUCAAAAAGGAACCCUUAACUGUCCAUAAGAAGUUCUUUGAAGAAUGCCAGAAAAGACUACUGGCAGCACAGUCAGCUCUGGGAGAGUCUGCCAUCGCUAAAGCGGUGACGUCUGCUACAACAGCAUUGACAGCGAACACUGUUCCACAGAUGGCGUCUGACCCAAUUAUGGCCAGGACAGUACAGUUGCGUGCUGUGGAGCGUAUUCUGCUGAUCGUGCAUCGGUACAUCAGCACAGUGGAGGAUCAGCAGUGCGUGAGCCGGACUGUUCUCUCACAUGGCGCAGCGUUCCGCGGCCAGCCGCUGUCUCUUCACGUCUCCUGUGAAACCAGCAACAGAAUAUUCGACAUCAAGGGGCACAGCAACGAGAGGUUAGGAAGUGUACGACAUAAGAUUGCGGUGGAGGUCAACCACCCGCCAGAUUAUGUACAGAUCGCUGUUAAUGAUAGGACGCUGCUGUGGGGUAAGGACCAGAAGUUGCUGCACCAGCUGAGUUUUGAGGACGGCAUGACCUUGUCUGUGAAGAUGCUGCCCUGCGGAACCCCCGCACUGGACAGCUGGAGGUCAAGGGGCAAACAGGCCAUGGUCAGCUCCCCUCACUACACCAGCGACCAGGAGAAACAACUACCAAGCAUGGUGCUGUCAGGACAGGCCGGCAUCUACGACCUGCUGUACAACACAGCUGAGCUGGAGGGGGCCAGCAUCCAGGAGUGUGUGUACCAGCUGCUGCUGCUGCUGCCCACCGACCCGACAGUGCAGUCAGCGCUGGACAGCCUGAGUGAACAGCCGGUGAAAGAGGAGAACAGAGCGGUGCUGUCCGCCGCCCUGGAGCUGCUCAUCGGACAGAAGGCGCCCAAGAUCUCUCCUCUCCGAUUGGUCUAUAACCUGCAGGCGCUGAGUGGCCAUGUAAUGCCAGUCGAUGAAGACGAGGGUCUGAGCGCCAUCCUGCACGUCCAGCAGUUCUGCCAGAACUUCCUGCGCGGCGGCGGGCUGGACUUCCUCUUCUGUCUGCUGAGUAAGGACGGUCUGGACGCUGACAUGGUGAUCCAGGCGCGCCGCGGCUGCCUCAACACCUGCCUGCAGCUGACCAGGUUUUUGCUCGGUGGAAAGCCAUCGCGUGACGUCAGCUCCGAAUCCGUGGGCGGCGCGACGCCCGUGAAGCUCCGUCGCCAGUCCGCCUCCACCCCGGAACAGGAGGCCAUGUCGCCGGGCGCGCCGUCGCCGGGCGCAAUGGCGAUGUCACCCGUCGCCGUGGCAACGGACUCGGAGAACGAGGGCGCGUACACGGCAGCGUGGAAGGAGGCCAGCAGACAGGUGCUGGACAUGACAGAGGAGGGGUUCAGGGAACUGUUACAGUGCCUGGUGGGACUGGCCUGGGCGGCGGCAGCGGGCAGACUGGACCUGGCACCGUACGCACCAGCCAACACACAAGGCACCCCAGGUCGGAAGCGUAGCGGUGGGCUGUCCCACGUGAGUAUAUGUUCGGGCGACGCGGUGUCCAGCCAGGACGCCACCAUCGCGGCGGCAGCCAUGGACCUGCUGGUGUCGUGCCUGCACCUCCGCACUCACGACCUGGACAAGUUUUACACCUGGGAGUUCCUGCAAGACUUCAUCGUCGACGUCUUACUGGCCUCCGCAAGCCCAAAGGUCCGGGAAGCUGCUACCCACAGUCUGUACUCCCUGAGCAAGAUCCGAAGCACGGUAGAACAUGGGGACAACAACACCGCCACCCCCAAACAGUUCCUGCUCAGGAUACUCCAGCAAGCGCACGUACCCCUGUGGACGUCUUCAUCGUAUGUACGAACGGCUGCCUUCCGACUUCUAUGCCAGAGCGAGCACUACUUCAGGCUGGUGUGUAAGCUAGUGCAGGGGAUGGACUCGGAUGACCUCCACGGGAUAGGGCUGAACACAACCAGUUUGCUGCAGUCAGAACUGGACUGGCUCAACAACUUCGAGCCGACGGAAUCGGACGACUAUGCGGACGCAGAUGAUGUGCUCUUGACCGGUCAUCUCCGGCUCAUCAAGACCCUGUGUCAGAAGCCAGGAGUGGACAGAGCAGACAUCGGUUUCUCCCUGAACAGGCUCCUCCUGCAACAGCUGCUGUUCCCUGCUGCCCACCGUGGGACAGCUGCGCAGACAGCCGCCCAGGGGACAGCAAAGGAACACGACUCCUCCCUCAAGUCCAAGUGUCACAGCGACUCCUGUCGGCAGGUAGCGUAUGACCUGCUGGUGAUCCUAUGUGAGGGGUGUGGGGAGAACCUCCAGGACAUGACCUCACAGCUGGUCAACAUGCACCACCAGCCACAACUCACACACAAGAGGGAGUGGGAGCAUUUACCCCUGGUGGAUGGACGAGCAGGCUGUGGAUAUGUGGGGCUUAAGAACGGCGGCGCCACCUGUUACAUGAACUCGGUACUGCAGCAGCUCUUCAUGACCCCAGGCAUUCCAGAGCAAUUGUUGGGAGUGGAAUCGUCUUCGCAGAGUGCAUCAGACGGGAUCCUACACGAGGCCCAGCGUAUCAUGGCACACCUACAGGGCAGCAUGGUGCAGUACUACACUCCUGACACCUUCUGGAACUCCUUCAAACUCUGGGGGGAGACCAUCAACGUCAGGGAGCAUCAGGACGCCUUCGAGUUCCUCACCAACCUCACAGACCAGGUUGACACCGUGCUGAAGAAGCUGGGUAAACAGGAGCUGUUCAAGUCCAAGUUCCAGGGGGUGUUCAGUGACCAGCAGAUCUGCAUCGAGUGUCCGCACCGCUACGAGCAGGAGGAGGAGUUCAUGGCGCUCAACGUCACCGUCAAACAGCCCACGCUCGAGCAGUCACUCGAGCAGUUUGUACGCGGGGAGAUACUGGAAGGUGAGAAUGCGUACCUGUGUGAGAAGUGUAACGAGAAGCGCAGUGCUGUGAAGAGGAUGUGUCUGAAGCGGCUGCCGCCUCACCUCGCCAUCCAGCUCAAACGCUUCGACUACGACUGGGAGGCCAACAGGGCACUCAAGUUCGACGACUACUUCAGGUUUCCGCGGGAGUUAGACGUGGCGCCGUACACAGUGGAAGGCGUGGAACAGUCCACGCGGCAGGGGGGGUGCACGGAGCCGACGUCUCCGGGAUCGCCCGCCAAAGCGACGACGCUGUACCGGCUGGUGGGGGUGGUGGUCCACAGCGGGCAGGCCAACGCUGGGCACUACUACGCCUUCAUACAGGACAGAAGGCCUGGCAGACAGGGCCACUGGCUGAAGUUUAACGACACGACAGUAGAGGAGGUGGAGCUGACAGAUCAGCUGCUGGAGGAGGAGUGCUUCGGGGGGACGUUCCAAGUCAGCUCUACGGCCACCAGUACGUCGAGUUCCUUCCCAGAGACCCGUGUGCGGUACUGGAGCGCCUACCUCCUGUUCUACGAGAGACAAGAUGGCCGCCCAGCUGUCCCCAAAUCACCGUCCAGCAAGGAUGUUAGGAAACCCAAUGGAAGGUCGCUGCCCAGAGGUGACAGCCUGUCCCAGCUGGCUGCCCUGAUCCAGGCGGGUGAACAGCAGGGCCUGUUCCAGUCCUCCAUGCCUCCCGACCUUCAGCAGGAGGUCCACACCCAGAACCUGCGCUUCAUGCUGAACAAGGACAUCUAUAGUGCACAGUACUUCUCCUUCAUCAAGAGACUGGUCUGCUGUCCACUGCAGGGAGAGGUGGUUACGGAGGCAGAGCUGGUGGCAGGGACCAAACUGGCUCUCCACUUCCUGUGCAAUACCUACUUCACCACCAAGGGGGCGCUGCGGUCCGAGGUGCACAGCUGGGUGGACUGUGUGAAGCAGCUUCUCCAGGCCAGCAGCCAGGCCUGCACCUUCCUGGUCAACUUUGUCAGUCAGCAGGAGGGAACGCUCUACAUCAGACCGCUGUUACUAGAGUGUCCUACGAGGGAAGUCCGCAUCACGUUUGCCUCACUGAUCCACGCUGUGCUGGAGGUCUGUCUCAAGAGGAACAUCUCACUAUGUGACAGUCUCUUACAGCUGCUACUGUCGAUGGUCAACCAGUAUGUGGCCAGCAACCUCAGGAACAGUGAUGCCUUCUUCAGCCUGUUCCAUGAGUACGGCCGGCUGGGUACCAGUGCCUGUGAACACCUCCUGCAGCAGAACAUGUUCUCGUGUCUGCUGGGCCUGCUGCUGACAGGACCACAGAUCCAGCAGGGAAACACCGGCAGUAAGUGGACACCAGGAGAGAUCCCCGAGCUGCUGCCGCUGCACCUGGCACUGGCUACCACCGUUCUACACUGUGAUGUGUCGUACGCAAGGAGCGACGAUCCAGGAGACAGCCUCCCCCCCAGACCCACCAGUAUAGUAGCACCAGAACAGUACAUCAAGGCUCCUGUAGCUGUGCAGGCCUGUAUAUCAGGGGAACAGGCAAGGGCCUACGUCAAUGAGGUUGUGUGGGUGUUCACACAGGGCUCCACCCCUCCCUCCAGCCUGGUGGAGAUGCUGCUGCACUGCUGCUACUGUAACAGGCACUUCUCCCUGAUGCUGCUGGACAGCCUUAAGCAGUACCUGAGGACCACAGCCACCAGUGAGCUGCGAGGGCUUCUCACAACUCUACAGGAGGUGUUGAUGCUGGAGGACCCCCUGCAGACUGACCGGCUGGACUCCGUCAUCAAGGGCACCAACAACGACGGUCUGAUCGGGCUGAUGCGCGGCAGCCACACCAGCGACAGCACCAGGACAUACCAGUGUGUCAAGUUCCUGGUGCACCUGGCCAACAAGAGCCACCCAGCCAAGGAGUUCCUACUGGAGGUGUCAUCUGGGUGGAAGUGGGCUGUGUCAUGGCUGCAGAAGAAGAUGCAGGAACACCAGUACCGCCCGCAGCAGUCCAACGUGUCCAAUGAGCUGUCCAGCAGCCGCAGCUUCCAGCGCACCAUGAGCGCACAGAGCACGCUGGCCGAGGCAACCGCACUGCUGUCUGAGCUGCAGCCUGACAGCGUCAGCCAAGUGGAGGACCAGCUAGAUCUGGACUGAUCCAGUUCAAACUGGACAGAUCUGGUUCAAGCUAGGCCGGUCUAGUCCAAUCAGGGCCAAUCUGAGCUGCUCAGGUUCAAUCUGAGCUGGUCUAGGCCAGUCUCGACUGAUCCAGUUCAAUCUGGAAUGGUCUGGUUCAAUCUGGACUGGUCUAGUCCAAUCUGGACUGAUCUGGUUCAAUCUGGUCUGCUCCAGUUUAAUCUGGAAUGAUCUAGUUCAACUGAUCCAGCUCAGUUGCUAAGCAACCAGGUGUUAUUGUCUGAUCUCCAGCUGGAUCUGGUUGUCAUCUAAAUUUGCCAGAUCAACAUUUUGCAAUCCAGUUCAAACCAGCUCGAUCUGGAUCCAUUCUACCAUCCAGACCAGUUAGAUCUGGUUUCAUCCAGCCAAUUCAAGCCAGCUGGAUCUGGGUAUGGCAGGAUCAGUCCCUCUACAUUGACACAGAAACACCACUUGCCUAACUAAUACAUAUAUGUCUCAGUGUUGGAGCAUGCUUCCAAAAAAUGGCUCUGUUUAUUUGUAUGUAUUUUAGCAUGUCUAUAUUUGUAAAGUUCAAAUAUGGCAGUACCAGCAUGUUGUAUAAAAUGUCUAGAGAUGCGAAAUCGUUUUCACUUACUUGGCUUGGGCUAAAAGUCCUGCAAACAUUGUAUUUAUCAUUGCUAUGCCCAACCAUGUCGUUUUCUGAAGUUGCUGUUUCUUUUAAUGUGUGUUAAAGCAUUAUUUCACAGUUAUAGGCUUAUGUGCCCCAUGCUAUAUCUACUGCAACAGGCAUACACAGAAAUCUAGUAAGGUUGCAGUUCAGAUUUGAUUUGCUAGGUGGCAUAGUUGGGCAAUGUUGGACUUGGUGUAAAGGCACUUCACAGUUUUGCUGCGUCGGAAACAGUUCUCAGGGUAAAAUGUACGUACGCAUUAUAUUUUUACAGCUUUGGGUACAGGAAAGACGUUUUGGAAGGUAUACAGUGUUGUGUUUUCGAAUCAGUCACAAAUGAAAUGGUCAACAGUGAAUCAGUUAUAAACUGUAAAAUGUAGUACAAUGUACAAACCUUUUGGGAACAUAGUGCAGACAUCUUGGCAAACAGUACAAACUUCUUUCUUAGAACGAUGUGAAAAUUUAAGACAUUAAUAAUUUCUCAUUUAGGAUCACACAUUUCCAAUAGCUUAGGUGCUCACUUUUCAUUUUCUCACUGAAGUAGUUUCAUCAUCAGGUUGCUACAUAAAUGAUUUGUUAGUAUGGCCUAGAUUUGCUAGUAUGGCCUUCUUUUUAUGGUAUUCAUCCAGAAAUACCAUGAACUGAUCAUCAGUGAGAGUACAGUGUUCAGGGCAAAUAAUAUGUGCCUUACCAAGGAACUCAGACUUUUUAAACCAUCACAAUCCACAAGUGAAACUCACUGUCAAAGUAGUACAUUGUUGCUGCAAUGAAGAAGUUGCUUUAGACACAGUUUUGCUUAUCGUUUAGUUCAGUCUUCUAAAUGAUUAGUAAGUUGGGUUUUUUUCCUAGUAAUUUUUGAAGAUGAUCUGUGUGUGUGAUUUAGAUGGCUUUUUCACAGUUAUAGCGGCUGCUUUUUGUACAGAAAGGAAUUCUUUGUCUACUGCCACUUCUCUGGUUUCCAACACAGAGAAAUCAUGUAACAACUAACUGUAAAAUAUGGGACGUUAUGCAUGUAGAACUAAAGGGCUGUUGGAAAGAUUUUUGAAACGGGGGCACAUUAUUACACCACAGUUGUGAAUACUAUUUUCUAUAUGUAUGCAGCAAUACAGAAUGGGCGAACAGGUACACUUUGCAAAAGGAAACAUCUUCUAAACCAUAUCUUCCUUUAGAUACUAGUAAUAGAUACUUGACAUUCUUACCAAUAUGACAACUGUUGCCUAUCUAGAAUAUAGUCAAAAUCAAAUGAACUAAGAAUGAAUCAGAUAUGAUCACAAUUCUAACCAAUGUGUUUACGAAUGUGGAAACAGCGUUAUGAAAACUGGGAGAAAAUGUUUUAUUCAACUCCGCCUGUUGAAGAAGAUUGACAGGUAUGUACAGUUGUACAGAAGCGAAGUUUGUACAAGAAUUUCAUCCUUAUACUCCCUGAUGGAAUUGAAAGAUAAAAUUUUGUCCUUGAUUCUAAAAUUGUUUUACUCUAUUGAUAAAUAAAGCAUGUCUG
This is a messenger RNA of Branchiostoma belcheri (Belcher's lancelet), 9641 nucleotides long. Its product is annotated as ubiquitin carboxyl-terminal hydrolase 24-like. Lineage: Eukaryota; Metazoa; Chordata; Leptocardii; Amphioxiformes; Branchiostomatidae. Gene Ontology annotation, cellular component: nucleus; cytosol. Gene Ontology annotation, biological process: protein deubiquitination. The record is from RefSeq and is a predicted model, not a curated record. Gene Ontology annotation, molecular function: cysteine-type deubiquitinase activity; protein binding; cysteine-type endopeptidase activity.